Cotesia congregata is the source of this 973-nucleotide messenger RNA. The record is from the annotation of a GenBank genome assembly. NCBI's taxonomy places the organism in Eukaryota, Metazoa, Arthropoda, Insecta, Hymenoptera, Braconidae.
AUGAAUAAAUCUCAGAAACUUAUUAUAGGACUUCUAAUAUUAUUAUUAGUUAAUGUUAUUUGGAUGUCUAGCUCCAAACUCACUCAGUACAUUUAUUCAGAAACAGCAUUUAAAAAGCCAUUCUUUAGUACAUACAUAAAUCUGUCAAUGUUAACACUUUAUCUACUGGGAUUAUGUUUUUGGCCUCCAUGGAGAGAUCAGUGCAACAGAUCUUCAACUUACACAUUUGUAGAUCCCAAUGCAGAAGACGAAAAUUUUUAUUCCGAGGUCAAUAAUACCAGUUUAAGUGAUCCAACGUUUGUUCCAAUAAAAAAAUCAGCACAUUAUGAUCGUUCGUCUGGAACAGAAAGUGAUGAUUCUUCUAUUCGAGCUGUACGAUUUAGUAAAUUAGCCGAAGUCCGGCAUAUGUCUGAAGGUGAUGCUAUUGAAGCGUUAUUAGCAAGGCUCAGUUAUCCAGCCAGCAUUCGUGCUGGGGAACAUGCACGUCGUCAAGCUCACAAAUUUUCUAUUCCAAAAGUCGCUAAAAUUGCUUUGAUAUUUUGCCUUAUUUUAUUUAUGGCCAACUACACUUACCAAAUUUUAUUAGCCCAAAUGGAAACUGGAAAUAUGACUGUAGUGUCAGCGGCAUCCAGUUUAUUCACACUAUUUCUAACUUCAUUUUUUCCAAGUAGCAGCAAUGACAAAUUUUCCAUAUCAAAAUUAUUGGCCGUAUUAAUUAACAUUUUCGGAAUGGUAAGUUAACAGAAAAUUUUUUUUUUAUCGAAAAUAAAAAGUUUUUUUGAAUGUGAGAUGAAAAUUUGUUUAAAUACAUUCGAGUUUCUUCAUCACAAUCCUCAAAAUUUACUAUUUAAUUAAUUUUUGUUAUUUAAAAAACACCAUUCGGCCGUACCCGAGAUGGAAGGUAGAUAUAGAUUUAGAUUAAGAAUAGAUGUAAGGUAAAAUUUUUGAAAAGUUAGAGUAUUAUAGGUCAAAU